AAUGCCCAUCUGGUUAUAAAAAAGUUCGGACUGGCAUAUGGAGACGGAGGACAAUCUGCAGGAAAAAAGCAUGUGGUGUGGGCUACAGAUGGAAAAAAGGAAAAUGCCGCUUUUACAAAUGCCCAUCUGGUUAUAAAAAAGUUCGGAUCGGCAUAUCAAGACGGAGGACAAUCUGCAAGAAAAAAGCACUUGGACGCUGCGUUUGUAGGGGUGCCGGAGAUCCCCAUUACAAGACAUUUGAUGGCCAGACCGUCCAUUUCCAGGGCGUGUGCAAGUACCUCCUGUCACAGACGACCAAGCAGAUUGAUAAGUGCUCUUACAUUGUUCUCGUUGAGAAUGAGUACCGUAAGAAUAAUCGGGUUUCAUAUACAAGCUCUGCCGAACUGCAGAUGCCCGGCGGCAUCAAAAUAAAACUGGAUAAAUACUAUAACAUAUACAAAGACGGAGCAAAGGAGAACUUUCCUCUCGAUGCAACCAGUAUUAAUGGCGUGAACGUAAAGGCUCGUCUCCGUGGGAAAACUAUGACGAUAACUGUGACGGAAUGUGGGAUUACCCUGACCUACAAAAACAGUCACAUGGUUUACCUUAAAGUGGACAGCAAGCGUUAUGGUGGUAAAGGAAAGCUUACUGGCAUGUGCGAUGACUGUGACGGAGUUAAAACACCAACGGCAAAGAUAGACUUCAACAAUUACAGGGUGAAUGGAAACUGUAAAAUUGCACCUGCUAAUCCAAAAUGUCCAAAAACUAAAAAACGCAUCCUCAUGCGAAGCUGCAGCAUCAUCCAAAAGAAGAAUGGACCAUUCAAGAACUGUAUAAAAAAAUUGAACGUAUGGAAGGCAUCCAUCGAGAACUGUAUCUUCGAUUCCUGUGAAUUCUUCACACCCGCGAAAACCCGUAGGAGAGCCGUGUGCCAGUCCAUUGAGGCUUUUGCGCAGAGAUGCAGACAGAAUGGUUUCCCAUCUAGCACUCCGUGGAGAAAGAGAAACUUCUGCCCAAUGACCUGUCCAAAGAACUCGGUUUACAAGAGAAGGAUGAAUCCUUGUCAGCCACGUUGCCCAUUGCCUCGAACCGUGAAGCGCCGUAUUUGUAAGCGGGUGAAAAGAAGUAAGAUGGUCGAAGGCUGUAAAUGUAAGAACGGUUAUGUACUGAGUGGAACGGCCUGUGUCAAAAAGAAGCUCUGUGGUUGCUAUAUUGUAAAGAGAGGCAGAGUUGUUCACUAUAUGAAGAAAGGACAGUUUAGGGUGUCCAGCAACUGUAAGUGGAGGUUUACAUGCCGCAACGGUAAAUUUAAAAGGUAUCGACAAAAAGCCUGUCACAGGUUUGCCACUUGUAAAGUGAACAACAUCACGCAUAGAUACGGUUGCAAUUGCAAGUCUGGAUACUAUGGAAACGGAUUCAAAUGCAAGAAGAGCUGCCGUAAACUAGGAGGUCGUUGUAGCCUAUCGUGUGGAUCUAAAUCUGGAUUCCUUGGGAAACGAAACUGUGGUUCGAAACGCACGUGCUGCAAAAAAAAAACAUGCAGGCAAGUAGGCGGAAGAUGUCGCAACAAGUGCCUCACACGUGGACGCUAUCUCGGCAGAUUUGGCUGUAAGAGGAUGUGCUGCAAAAAAAAUUUGCCGAGAAAGUGAGAAAAGAAAACCGGAGAAGUAAAUUGUUGUAGACAAAUACGAGUUGGAACCUUUUAGAUUAGUUAUCAGCGAGUCACUCUUUUAGAUACGACUCCAAGUCUUAUUAAUGUUCACUUAUAACAGUAACAUUACACGGAGGAUGUCUAACGACCAUGUUAUAACAAGUGUUGGACACACAAACAUUUCUUGGAUUUUCAUACGACUAAAUGCGUUCUAAUACCGUGACUUUUGUCGAUUAAAAACUUCCCUGGACAGCAUUUAUUGAUGAAAUAAAUGGUUGAUUACUCUAAGAUGAAAUACAGGAAUUUUUGUGCAAAACGCAUCAGAAUUCAGGAUUAGUCUCUCGUAAGCUGUGAUAACUUCAAAUGCACUUUGAAGCGUUGUAAUCGAUCAUCGUUCACAUGCAAAACAUUACACCUUACCUUUCUUGUUUUCCGAUCUAGAACAACAUCUUUGUUCUUCGUUCAUGUCUCCUCACCGCCCGUGAAAGAAUUUUGAGAAUACCCCAUGUCUUCAUAGUUUUGGAAUGUUUAAGUCGUGUUAGUGGUGUUAUAAAACUUGCCAACACUUGUAAUUGCGCAACUAGUUUGCAUCCCGUGUACAAGACAUAGUAGAAUGUAGUAAAGCAUCACAAAAAGUAA
Messenger RNA from Lineus longissimus, 2269 nucleotides. RefSeq names its product zonadhesin-like. Gene Ontology annotation, cellular component: extracellular matrix. Lineage: Eukaryota; Metazoa; Nemertea; Pilidiophora; Heteronemertea; Lineidae. The transcript has 11 exons. Bases 390 to 1628 code for a protein of 412 amino acids. The record is from RefSeq and is a predicted model, not a curated record.